Gongylonema pulchrum is the source of this 426-nucleotide messenger RNA. Lineage: Eukaryota; Metazoa; Nematoda; Chromadorea; Rhabditida; Gongylonematidae. The record is from the annotation of a GenBank genome assembly.
AUGGGCAAGAAAAAUAGUAAGCUCAAGCCGAAACAACUCAGUGAUUUGGUAAAGCAAACCGAAUUCACUGAAGCUGAAAUCCAAGAAUGGUACCGUGGUUUUCUCAACGACUGUCCGUCUGGGCAUCUGACAGUGAAAGAAUUUAAAGCAAUUUAUGCAAGUUUCUUCCCGUACGGUGAUGCUACCAAAUUUGCUGAGCAUGUUUUCCGGACGUUCGAUUCCAAUAAAGAUAACACAAUUGAUUUCCGCGAGUUUUUGUGCGCGCUCUCGGUAACUAGCCGCGGCAAGAUUGAGCAGAAGCUGCGUUGGGCUUUCAACAUGUACGAUCUGGAUGGUGACGGAUAUAUCACAAGGGACGAAAUGCUUGAAAUAGUCAAGGUUAAUUCUUUUCAUUCCACUACCACUGGAAUCAUAAAGUCGUUUUAA